Notechis scutatus (mainland tiger snake) is the source of this 1142-nucleotide messenger RNA. The record is from RefSeq and is a predicted model, not a curated record. NCBI's taxonomy places the organism in Eukaryota, Metazoa, Chordata, Lepidosauria, Squamata, Elapidae.
CCUCCGCGGCGCCAUUUUGGCGCGGGCUCCGGCGGGCGCGGCGGCAAGGCCGGAGCAGCGGCGCGAGAGCCCCGCCCGCCAUGAUGUCAUCGCCGCCACCGCCGCCGCCGCCCUCCUCGUCCUCGUCGGGGCCCUCGGGGCGCCGCUUCGACGCGUCGGACCGGUCGGCGUGGUACGCGGGCCCCCUGUCGCGCGCGGAGGCGCAGGGCCGGCUGCAGGGCCAGCGGCACGGGACCUUCCUGGUGCGCGACUCGUCCACCUGCCCCGGCGACUACGUGCUGUCGGUGUCGGAGAACGCGCGCGUCUCCCACUACAUCAUCAACUCCCUGCCCGGGCGGCGCUUCAAGAUCGGCGACCAGGAGUUCGACCACCUGCCGGCCCUGCUGGACUUCUACAAGGUCCACUACCUGGACACCACCACCCUGCUGGAGCCCGCGCCCAGGUACCCGCUGAUGGGUUCUGGUACCGGCUCUGGUGCAUCGGCUGCAGAGGAGAAUGUGGAAUAUGUUCGGACUCUUUAUGACUUUCCUGGUAACGAUGCGGAGGAUCUACCAUUUAAAAAGGGGGAGAUACUCGUCAUCGUAGAAAAGCCCGAAGACCAGUGGUGGAGUGCCAGAAACAAAGACGGGCGCAUUGGGAUGAUCCCUGUCCCUUACGUUGAGAAGCUUGUGAGAUCGUCUCCUCAUGGGAAGCAUGGUGGCAGGAAUUCCAAUAGCUAUGGGAUCCCCGAGCCCGCCCAUGCCUACGCUCAGCCUCAGACCUCCAGCCCUCUUCCCGGUGCCACCCACACUCCCGGAGCGGUCAUCAACCCCUUGCCUUCAACCCAGAAUGGACCAGUCUAUGCCAAAGCCAUUCAGAAGAGGGUUCCCUGUGCUUAUGACAAGACUGCCUUGGCGUUAGAGGUAAGCCGUUCAGCCGGAGCAGCAUCCGUGCAGCUUAGAUCAGUUCCCUCGUCCCAUUGGAAGGGCUUGUCUCAAAACUAUUUGUCCCAAAUAGUUUUGUCCUCUCCGCGCUCUCGUUUCAUGGACUGAUCCAUCAUUAAAUGUUCCAAUCUCACCUCCCACGGUCACUUUUAAAUGUGGAGCCCCUGGUAAAACUCGGUGCCCCUUUGUGAUCAGGCUUGGCGUGCAGCUGACAUACAG